AUGGGUGACACGGGGACAGUGGAAGUGGAGGCCUGGUGGGCCACUGUGGUAGCUCAGAAUAGGCUGGUGGACACGUCGGCCCUCCAGGUGCCCCCUGGUGGAGGUCACUCUGCUCUCUUGCAGGUCUCUGACAUUGUGGAAGCCCCCCAAACAGAGGGCCUGAGCUCCCAGGAACCUGGCGGCAUCUUCACCGACCCUGAGGUCGGUGGGAUUGUGGGGCUGGCCUAUCCCUCUCUCGCCUCCCUGUUCUCGGUGCCCGUGUUUGACAACAUAGAAUGGCCAGGGGGCAUGCUCAUGCUGGGGGCCAUCAACCCACCCUGCUACACAAGUUGCUUGCACUGGGUGCCCUUGACUGUGUAGGAGUACUGGAAAUUCCUUGUGGGCAGUGGUGUCAUGGUUGGUGGCAUCAUGGUGGCCUGUGACAGUUACUGUCAGGCCAUCUGGGACACGAACACCCCCUUGCUGGUUGGGCCCAGCAGCAACAUCCUCAGCAUCCAGAUGGUCGUUGGAGUCACACAGGGUCAGUAUGGCCAGUUUAACUUUGACUGCGGGAGUCUAGCGGCAUGCCUGCCCACGGUGGCCUUUGAGAUCCAAGGCAGAAAGUACCCACCCCCCUCCGCCUACACCAGCCAGGCCCAGGGCUCCUGCACCAGUGGCUUCCAGGGUGACAGUUCCCAGCAGUGGAUCCUGGGGGUUGUCUUCAUGCAGGAGCAUUAUAGCGUCUUUGACAGGGCUGACAACCACAUGGGGCUGGGCAAGGCAGUCUGA
Equus caballus (horse) is the source of this 768-nucleotide messenger RNA. The record is from RefSeq and is a predicted model, not a curated record. NCBI's taxonomy places the organism in Eukaryota, Metazoa, Chordata, Mammalia, Perissodactyla, Equidae.